Messenger RNA from Fusarium keratoplasticum, 696 nucleotides. RefSeq lists its product as uncharacterized. Bases 1 to 696 code for a protein of 231 amino acids. The transcript has a single exon. Lineage: Eukaryota; Fungi; Ascomycota; Sordariomycetes; Hypocreales; Nectriaceae. The record is from RefSeq and is a predicted model, not a curated record.
AUGCUCCGCCCUCUGCAGCUGGAGUCUGCUCAUUAUACCCUACCCGAUAUCCUCAAAACUCAUAAAGAGUCGUUCAUCGCCAAGGCUAAAAAUGUACUGGAGCGCUACGGUCUUGUGGAAGGGGACAACACGACGGUGGACCUCCUACACCGUCAAGGAUGCUCCUUUAGGACGGGGGCUGUCGCCACACUUUACAUAACUACGCCGUGGAAGAAAGACACUUCUGAUCUAUGGCCACGUGCUGUCGAGGAUAUAAAAACACAUGUGGAUGGUAUCAUAGAGGGCCGUGACGGAAUCGACCUCCACGUCGAGAUGAUGGCCCCGGAGCGCUUCCUACCCAAGUACAUGGGGCCGGCCACUGGCCAUCCACGGCUCACUGAGGAUGAAUGGGACUCGGUCAGUACAAUGGUUGAGGAGACCCUUGAAUCGCACGAGGCAACCAAGGAUCACUGCGUAACCAUUUCCCUUUUCAGACUUGGGUAUUCAGAGAGGAUGGAGGAGAACCCCAUUACUAUAUACAUCUCCCUCUCGUAUGAGUCUGAUGAGAUGUGGUGGGAGGAGGUUAUUGUUAAGAUUGAGAAUGAACUCCACGGGAGGGAUCUAGACUUUGUUAAAGUUCAUAUUGAGCAUAAUGUUGGAUGGGGACUGGGAUGGGGCGAGGAGUUUGGUAAUGCUUACCUCCAAGACAAGUACUGA